GUUUGGUUUGACGAUCACAUUUCAUCCCACUUAGCGCAGUGUGAUAAUGUGAUCCCCGCCUCCAUUCUAAAUCCCCCACUUGCUAACAUUUCAUUUUGAUUUCCUAAAAAAGGACCACCUUGGAUCAUAUUAGUAUAUAGGUAUAGUCUAAAAUGUCUACUUCCAGAAUUUUGCAACUUGCACAAUUGAUAAGCUCCCAAACUGCUGUCAUUGAUGCGCAUCUUCAGAGCAAGGGACUACCUCAGCCUUCGUUUGAUCAAGAUGGACCAACUGAGCCAAUCCAGGAAGCGACGGAAGAUGUUACACAGGCCCGAACUGAUGUAAUUGAGGCGACAAUUGAGCUCCGUCAGCUGCUGCAAGGCCCUAUGCAGCUUCUUCUCCCUCAGUCAAAUCUAAGUCCUAUUGUAGCCGUCCAUCGCUUCAAAAUCGCAUCGCUAGUCCCGAUAAACUCUACGAUCUCAUUCGGGGAGCUUGCUGUUAAGUGUAGUUUGCGCGAACCCGAUUUGAAGCGCAUCAUUCGCUACACGGCUGUAUAUCACCGCGUAUUUCAGGAGCCAAAGAAAGGGUUUGUCGCCCACACAGCCGCAUCGAAGCUCUUGGUCGAGAAUCCUAGGGCAAGCAGUCUCAUGGGCCUUACUUUUGACGAAUGCUGGCCAGCUCAUAAUAGAGCGGUGGAUGCCAUGGCACAACGAAGCGAGGAACCAAAUGUCUCUGGCUAUGCCCUUGCAAACAACACGACUUUGAACACUUUUCAAUUCUUCUCCAAAAAUCCAUCUCGCGCUCAAAAGUUUGCAAAUGCCAUGUCUACAACCUCACAGACCAGUCUCGAUGGACUUAGUUCCAACUUUCCAUGUACCGUGGUCGAUGUUGGAGGCUCUCAAGGCCAUGUAUCUGUUGACUUGUCUCGAAAAUUCCCAAAUCUUCAUUUCAUUGUUGAGGAUUUGCCAGAAGUGGUCGAAGGAGGCACUGAGAAGCUUCCCAAAGAUGUACGGGGCCGUGUUGAGUUCAAGGCCCACGAUAUGUUCACUGAACAGCCAGUGCAUGGAGCCGAGGUCUAUCUUUUACGUUAUGUGUUGCACGACUGGACAGACAAAUAUUCGAUCGAAAUUCUUCGAAAGUUAGUGCCCAGCUUGAAAGCUGGCGCCAAGAUCGUCAUACAGGAGUAUCUUUUACCUGAACCGGGAACAAUGACAAUAUCACAAGAAAGAAACAUGCGAGCCAUGGAUGCUAUCAUGCUGUCCCUAUUCAACUCGAGAGAGCGAGAGGCUAGUGAGUGGAAAGAACUGUUUACGGCCGCAGACCCAAGAUUCAAAUCCUUUACAGUUAAUAGAAUCAAGGGCGGCUCUGCCGGUGUUGUCUACGUGGAGUGGACUCCAUGAUAUGUUUUCACUUACUAUAUGUAAUCAUUUGAAUCAAUUGUCCAGUGAGAUAGAACGAUGGAAGAUCCAUGGAAACGACAAUUAUUUAGUGAAACUUGGCCUCGCUUUAACCAUGUGUGUCCUUUCAACUUUUCAAAAGACCUACAGGUAUACUUUUAUUGACUACUUGUGGCGAGGUGAUCUUUUUUAACGAGACUAGACCAUAAACAUUGCUUCUGUUUUCAGAUUUAUCAAUAACAAAGGGAAAGACCAUAUGAAGUCAUAUGUAUAUGUAGCACUUCUACUCAUUUAUGUCUAGUUUUCAAAAUCUCUAGUGUGCUAAGUUUGAACAAUUCUAAACAUUUGGAACAUUGAA
Talaromyces proteolyticus is the source of this 1734-nucleotide messenger RNA. RefSeq names its product putative O-methyltransferase. Bases 153 to 1379 code for a protein of 408 amino acids. Gene Ontology annotation, molecular function: O-methyltransferase activity. The transcript has 5 exons. NCBI's taxonomy places the organism in Eukaryota, Fungi, Ascomycota, Eurotiomycetes, Eurotiales, Trichocomaceae. The record is from RefSeq and is a predicted model, not a curated record.